UAUAAAGUUAAGCAUUCAAAAUCAGGGUGGAAAUGUGAGAGGAAGCAAGAUUAUUACUGUUUCGGUUUGGCCUUGCCAAAUGCUAGCAGCUACAGGCAAUACAGCUCAUUUGAAAUAGAAACCUACUUCCAUCCGGUAUUUUUUUUAAGAUUUCCAGUUAACUUAGAAAAGAUACCUUGUUACAUUACUAAGAGACGAUUUCCAAUUACAUUUGCAGAUUCUGACCACACACCUUAAGUGUUCCAUUCAGGAAACAUUUGUAUCCAAUGAUACGUAAACCUGCUGUUUCGUUUUGAGACUCUGUGAAGCAUAUUAAACAUGGCAAGACCACAAACUCACACUGACAGACCUACCAAGGCAUAUGAUGUUAUGAUCAUUAUCAUCAUAGUUGGCUUAUUAUUCUGUACGGUUUUACUUAACCUAAAUAUCCUGGAAACUCAACUAAAAAUACAAAAAGAUAACCUGCAAAGCCAACUGCAUAAUCAGAAAGAUGAUCUGCAAAGGCAACUGCAAAACCAGAAAGAUGACCUGGAAAUUCAACUUCAAAAGCAUAAAGAUUACCUGCAAAAGCAACUACAAAAUCAGAAAGAUGAUUUGGGCAUGCAGCUACAAAAGCAGAUAGAUGGGCAACUACAAAACCAGACAGAUGAACAGAAAUAUGACCACAUUGAAUUAGAAAUUCGUGAACUUUACAUUGAACUGGGGAUGAAAGGAAUUGUUCUUGAAAAAGUUUGGAAGAAAAUGCAGGAGGCAGAAGCUGACAAUUCCAACCAGCCAUCAUUUAAAACAUCUGUAACAGAUUUCAUAGGAGGAGGUGUUCUCAUCUUUCUUGUUUGUCUCGCAUGUUUCAUUUGCAAAAAAAAAUCAAGAAAUGACCAACAAAUACAACAGCAGAAUCCAUUAGAUGAUGAACAAAUGCCACUGCGAAAUCAAUUAGAUGAUGAACAAAUGCCACUGCAAAAUCAAUUAGAUGAUGAACAAAUGCCACUACAAAAUCAAUUAGAUGUACUAAAACAGAAGUAUGACUGCCUUGAAUUAGAAAUUAAUGAACUUUACAUUGAACUGGAGAAGAAAGGAAUUGUCCUUGAUAAAGUUUGGAAACAAAUGCAGGAAGCAGAAGUUGAUAUUAUCCUUAAACAAGAGGCAGCACACGCUGAAAUAUCUGUAGACGCUGAUGGAGAACUUCUGAGAUUCAAUGGAUUUACAAUUGGCUCAGAUAAAUGGUACUGUGUUACAGGCAAUGAGAUUAUAAAUUCAGUAGAAAAUCACAAAAAAUAUUACUGGGAGGUAGAGGUUGGUGGAAAGAGCAGCUGGGCAAUUGGACUGGCAUCUCAGAGCAUUAAAGAGAUGGAACUCAUUCAUAGGACCCCAAAAAGUGGAUUCUGGAUUAUGCAGCUGUUUGAAAAAAAAUUAAGUGCAGUCUCCAGCACUGUCACUGAAAUUCAACGUAGACUAAAUAAAGUGGGGGUGUACCUAAGAUGGGGGAACUUAAGUUUUUAUGAUCUAGAGACAAAAGAGCACAUGCACACAUUUUACAUUGAUCGCUAUAAGAGUUUGUAUACUGUGUUUAGCCCAGGAUCAGAUGACAAAGUACCCUUAAUAAUUAAAAAAAAAACAACUGUUGUGCUUAGUACUGCUCAGGAUGAGGAUGGCAUAGCUUAAAACCCUCCAUUCACAAUAAUAAAGUCUAUCAGGUGGAUCAUUUUUUGCUUGCCCACUUGUCUGUAGCUGCCUUAACUCACUAAAAGUUCAAUGGAAUCUUCAUAACUAGUUAUUUGUAGAUCACUUAACCUCUUUGGCGGUAACCUGGUGCAUCCUUUGUGCUCAGAAUUCUAAGUAAAUAUGUUUAGGCUCAUAUGUGUCUCGUGGCAGGACAGUAUUCUACAGGCAUCUAGUGGAUAAAGUAACAUCAUGUAAGAAAAACAUCAUGAAUGUUUCUAUGCGUUUUGCCGCUCUAUGGUAACUCAUCAGUAUUUGUGAGUGAGAGUGACCCUUCAACCAAAACACACAUUAGAAUGUAAAUGAAAAAAUGUAAGUUCAGUUUUAGAACAAACUGAAACUGAACCAUUAGUUGAAUAAAGGGAUAUUGGUGACAGUGUGAUUUGGUCAUCAGACAUUAACACAAAAAGUGAAACUGAUGCAUACAGCUUUGUGCAACCAAACCACCAUGAUGUGUCUGGUGACUUUGGCCACAUGAAACUUCAGCGUAAGCAUGUUAGGUGCAUGGCAAAAAGGUAAAUUAAUUGCAAUCAAGUGGAAGGACCAGAAAGGUGUUAGGCCCCUAAGCACUGUUCACAGAGCAGCAACUGUCAAUGUUGAUGUCAGGGAAUGUAGAAGUCACUAAACUUAGCGCUUAGUGGUGUGCAUCAAUUGUGCGGAUCGGACACUGACAUUCUACCCUCUCAUGUGCUAACAAUAGAAAAAAUAUUAUAAGAAAAUGUGCAAUGAAAUUCGCUGUGCAUUGGUGACUGUAUUAAAACAUAUCACAUGGAGGACAUGUAGUAAAUCAUCAUCAGUACGGCAGUAGACACUAGACAAACAUUUCCUACUGCAUUUAUGUUAACAGUCUGGUAUUAACAAGUUUCUGUUGCACAUAAGAUUUUUUCUUGUUGGAGAAAUUUAUGUUUUUGGUUCAUUUGUUUGGGUGGUAAACAUAACGCUAAGGAGGUUACAAAGAAGUGAGCGAUCACGCUUAGUUUCACAAUCAGAUGUGAUUCUGGCCCGUGCAGGUAAGGUGGAUUGGCAAAUCUAAAUUGACCCUUGUGUGUGUGUGUUUGCACGGGUGUGUGUGUGUGUGUGUGUGUGUGUGUGUGUGUGUGGGAGAGAGGGCGUUCACUCUGCAUUAGACUGGUGCCCUGUCCUGGGGUUGUUAUUCUUCCAGUCUGAUGCUUUUUCCCUGUGACCCUGCUCUGCACAAGUUGGUUUGAAAGGAGGCAUAUAUUAAUUGUGGUUUUAGUUUUAGUUGUUAUGGUAUAGUUAAAUAGAUAUUAUGGAGUUUCGUUUUGAGCUGGAAUCAGACAGAACUGUAGACAUAAAGAUAAUUUCUCCUCAGGGACUAAUACUUUGUACUAAAUAAAAAAGAAAGAGUUUUGGAUAUAUUAUUGUUUAGUGCUACUAGAAGCCUCCAGGUGUAUCCUGUUAAAUGUAAAACUAAAUUAAAACCCAAUACUAAAAGAGAAAAAUUGCAAGAUACUUAUAUUUUUGAUCCUUUGUGCUAUACAAAAUGCAGUUUUCAAUGCAAACUAUCAGUCCAGAUUUAACUGGAAUAGAGCAAACAAAUGGCUAAAGCAGCUUGUUACAGCAAAAAUGUAAAGGAGAGGAUUAGUUCUUUCUCCUUUGUACAAUUCACUUUUCUACAGUCCCACCGUAACAUUGAUUCGUGUAGCAGAUGUCAUGUUAAAUCCUGGGUUGAGAGAUGCAGCAAUAUUUUCUGUAUAUAAGCACAUAGCAUAGCCUUGUAGGCACACUACUUUUUUAUGUUUGAGUUCCUUCUACAAGCACAAUUUAACGUUUUCUGACUUGUAUUAUGUACAAUUGAACUUUUAUAUACCUGUAUGAUCUUAUUGUUGGCAAUUUUCAACCUUUUUUUUCUUUUCUAGAAACAGGUUGUAAGUUGAUUUGUGAUGGCUCUGUAAGGUGUGUGUGGUUAUUAUGCUGUUAUUUUCAGGCAAGCAUUGCCACUUUCAGUGUUGUAUUUAAUGAUAAUCCUAUACAUAGUAGGGUCAUUUUUCUAUAAGCCAUGUUGAUAUC
Molecule: messenger RNA, 3750 nt
Organism: Polypterus senegalus (gray bichir)
Lineage: Eukaryota; Metazoa; Chordata; Cladistia; Polypteriformes; Polypteridae
Product: E3 ubiquitin-protein ligase TRIM39-like
Exons: 26
Coding region: 319-1662 (447 amino acids)
Molecular function (GO): protein binding
Source: RefSeq, a predicted model, not a curated record